UCUGCAUAUUAUACAAAAUUAAUAAAAAUGUAUCAUUAUCAUUGUUUACUUUUAAUUAGUAGUAUUCUUAUUUUAACAGUGCGUAUACAAUCUCAAGAUUCCAAAGGUCCAGGAAUAUCGUCAUGUUGUUUUAUUGGUGGACGUACUGAUGCCGAUUGUGGCCUCUCGAAAGUCUUAAUUACAGACAUACCAGGGAAGUGCACGUCUGUAAUUUACUCUGCAGUUUACAUGGAUUUAAAUUACAAUGCUACUGAUACCAGUUCGACAAACGAUUUUACACUUUUAGACGAUAUGUUGAAUAGUGGUAAGCGUGUAAUAAUAUACUAUCUACACGAGAGUCAAGAACAAUGGGCUACAGUGCUUGCUUGUAAUUCGUCUAAUGAAGGAAACAACUCGUUCAAUGAAACGAAAGCCUUAACGGAAUUUUUUGAAAAACAUCCAAAGAUUGCUGGUAUUAUACUUACAGGUUUACAGUAUGAAACUGGUUCCUUUGAAAUUCCGGGAUUUUCACAAAAAUUAAAAAAUUAUCUUCAGUUGACGAAACAGGCUUUUCCAGAAUUAGCGGUUGGCCUUUAUUUACGCGGAAACCAUUUAAUAGAUCAGUAUAUCAACCCAAAGUUUGAAUGGUUGAAUAUCAGCGAAAUUGACUCUGCUAUGGAUUUUUACGUUGUUUCUCUAGAAUUUUUUAACGACUGCUAUGAUGACCUAAGAAUUACUGGAACAGUUCCAAUGAAUGGAAAUACGAAUUAUACAUUGGAUAAAUUAAAAAAUAUCUUACAGAAAGCAAAUUUCCCAAAAGAAAAAAUAUAUUUUAAAUUUAAAACAAAUCCAAUAUCAUCUAAUGAUACACUUACUUUUUGUGAGGUGACUAAUGAACAGAUGUGUCUACAUCCAGAAGUAGCAUGUAAUUGGUGUGCAGAUACUCAAUCGUCAUAUAAUGAAAAAGGUCUAUAUUCGGCAAAUAAUGGAGCUGGAUUUAUGGUUCGUUAUAUUGAUUAUGAUGAUCCUGAUAAUUGUUGUCAAUGUGCAGCCCCUUACCCUGCGUUCAACGCUAUUCUAGAUGGUUUUAAUAAAGUUAAAACACAAAACUGUGAUUUAUUAAAUAGAAAUUAAAAAGUAGUAAGUCAAAUAAUUAAAAUAAAUGUACGUUAUUAUAUCACAGUUACGCACUUUAAACAUUUAUUCAUAAUUAAUUUAAGUUUAGAA
Molecule: messenger RNA, 1206 nt
Organism: Rhopalosiphum padi (bird cherry-oat aphid)
Lineage: Eukaryota; Metazoa; Arthropoda; Insecta; Hemiptera; Aphididae
Exons: 8
Coding region: 28-1113 (361 amino acids)
Source: RefSeq, a predicted model, not a curated record